Messenger RNA from Spinacia oleracea (spinach), 1781 nucleotides. RefSeq lists its product as uncharacterized. The coding region runs from base 127 to 1200 and encodes 357 amino acids. The transcript has 4 exons. Lineage: Eukaryota; Viridiplantae; Streptophyta; Magnoliopsida; Caryophyllales; Amaranthaceae. The record is from RefSeq and is a predicted model, not a curated record.
AUAGGUACGGUCGAUAGCCUAACGAAGUAACUCAUCAACAAAUAUCACACUUGCGAAUAAUCUGAGUAGCGAGCUGUUCUUACGUUGCUUAAGCAUAAUUUGAUUUCUUGGGAGACUAUCAUCAUUAUGGCUAGUGACGGAUCUUGGACCGAUCAAAAUAGGGAGGAAUCAAGGGAGGUUGAGCCCAACGAAGAUAGGCUAGUAGUUAGGGAUACAUCUGCGGAGAAAAGUUCAGCCGGAAUCUUGUCAAUAUGGCAUUGCAUAUUGACAAGGUACUUGGCUAUUUGUGCAAACAAUGACGGGAGGCCGAAGGAGGAGGAGAAGACACACUACACAAUGAUAGAGAUCUACAGGCACAUGAGGCAUUUACGUUUGGCAAUGAACGGGAUCGAAAACCCAGAUUCAAUCAGCAUCUCUGAAAUAGCAAAACCCUUCAAUUCCAUGUUCACUAUAAUCUCAGAAGAUGAAUGGGUUGAACAGCUUCAAUCCCUGAUGCAGGAAGUAAUAACUAUGAGAGAUUCUCUCGACGAUAUCAAGGAACUUCUACUUGUUACUGAUUUAAACAAGUGUGUUGUUGAAAAUGAUAACCAACCAAAAAAUUUGAUCUGUUUGCUAACCCUUUGGUAUUGGUUUGCUGCUUGGUCCUCCCCGGUUGACCAAUCGGAAAAUCUUAGUAGUGCAACUGCAGAUUUCAUGGAGGCUAUUGAGGCACAGGACAAAUCGUUGGGAUUUCUUCUUGUUUGCACCUCCCAAAUUCAACUCAAGGAGCAACAACAGCUUCAAAUUAUCUUCUCUAAGCUCCUUCUAAUGCUGAAAUCAGACCCCAAACAUUGGACGGAUGUUUUGACCCGAUUCAUUGAUGCAAUGUCAUCUACACCAAAAGCACCCGAAACUCUGAUGACUUCGUCGAUGCAUCUGGAACCAUUUCAAAACGCCAAUAAGUUUGAUUCCAUCUCGAACCCUCCUAUAACAACAACAUUAGCAAUAAGUUUUCUCCCAUCACUAGCGAACAUAGUUAAAGCUGUGGUACAAACUGCAGUGGUAAAGCUCGUAGUUGAAAACGGCAUAAAAGCUGGUAAAGCUCUUUGUACGAAAGUAGCAGAAAAUUCUGAUGAAAUUCUAGAAACACUGAAAGGUGCAGCGAAAGUGGUAGGAAGAGCGCAAGUGGCAGGGAAUACAGGAGUGAUAGUCCACUAUUGAGGAAGUAUAAAUCCAUAUCUGAUAUGUAUUUCAAGAUAUAUAUCACACCAUUAAACGACAAAAUCGGCUAAAGGAAAAUACUAAAGGACAAAAUCAAUUUCUUUUGAAAAUGACAUCAGUUUAUGAAAAAUGACAUCGAUCUUUGAAAAAUGGCAUAUUCUUUGAAAAAUGUUACAUACUUUAAUAUUUAUCUUAUCCCUAUUUUAUCGUUUAGUGGGAUAAUAUGUAUCUUGAAAUGCAUAUCAGAUAUUAACCUCUCCACCCUCGUCCAUUAUUAAUAAACUAAAGGCAUAAAGGUAGGUUUUUUUUUGUCACUUUUUCCUAUCACGGCCAAGAAAGUGACCUCAAAUAAAUUUAAUAUAUUGUAAUUUGUUUAAGUAACUACUCCACGUGUCUUUACUUUGUAAUUUGUUACGUAUCAGUACUUUAAUAUUUUUUUUGGGGUGAAAUCACUACUUUAAUUAAUUUGUUAGUGUACUGAGUUAUUGUUUGUAUUCUAGAUACCCCCAUGUAAUUUGUACUCCGCACACAUGUUUUUAGUGUAUUACCUUUUCGAUUAAAAAUGCAUGGGUUGAAUUUAA